AAAAAAACAACUCUAUUCAGCGAUCAUCAUUACUUUUGUAUUCAGCCACGAUCAGUCUAGUGUGGACUCUUAUUGAGUACGGUUCGGUUACGGUAAAAUACAAUUGAAAUCAAUUUAACAACGUGUUAAACGAAUAAACGAGUUAUUUCCAUUUUAAUAUAAAUUAUUUCUAUAAACAAAUCGAAUUUGUGUAUCAUUUCCCAUUAUUUUUUAAACCAAGAAAGAACCUUCUUCUUUUUUUCUUUCUUCACACUGGAUGAAAAACUAAAAGACAAAAACAAAAUCUCUCAGAAGCCAUUUACAAUAAUAAGUAUCAAUUAAACUAUACAAUAAUACUUAGAUACUUAGAUACAUACAACAACAACAACAAAGCGAAGGAAUCUCGCAACUUCACAACAAACAUAUUGCUGGUUGCUGGCAUACUUGUGUGUGACGAACUGACAUUGUUGACAAAACACUGUCAACAUCAUCUUCAUCAUAACGAAAAAAUAUCACCAGGCCACAGAGCAAAAAAAAAAAAAAAACUUUGUUUUUGUCGUCAACAAAAGAUUUUCAACUUUUUAUAUUUCUUUACAUUUUCGUUUGAAUGUCUCAAGGGAGCCAGAAAAAGUCAGCGGCUACAUCAACCUUUGUUGAACUAAAUUGAACACAAUUUUACAAACAACCAAACCAAACAAAAGUAACAGAUCAGACAGACUACUUUUUAUUCAAUCCCCUCGACUAGGAAUUAGAGAAACAGAAGUAAAACAUCGUUAUGUCAGAUUUUUCUUCAUUUGAGAUGGGGUCGGUCGAUAGACCACCAAAUCGUUUUCAAGUAAAUCCCGUCAACCACAAAAACAACAAUGACAAAGCAGCCUCCACGAAUGCUGCUGCUACUGGUGGUGUUGGUGGUGGCGUUGCUGCAACAGCAGACGAUGUGCCACAUGAAAUCUAUCGUCGUUUAACUGGAAUUGAUGGUGAACCCAUCGAAGAUGAUCAAUUUAACGAGGACGCCUCUCAAAUGCUAAAAGCACAACAACAACACCGAACACAAAGACAAUCAAUCAAGAGCAGUUUUCGUGACAAGGAUAAACCUUCGCGUUUCAAAGACCUGCAGACUACACGUUUUCAAGUUGAACCACAAAAUGAAGAGGACUCUGAUGACUCCAAUGAGGAUCGUGAACUGCUGGAGAAUGAAUAUGAUACGAAAUAUGGUAAAAGUUUUCGACACUUUACCAGAGAAGCUUUGCCACGUUUGGAUAAUUAUCGUAAUAUCAUGUCUAUACAAGCUGCCUACCGUCCCACUUUGGAUGAACUACACAAUGCCACUUUAACGGGAAAGAAUACUCACAGCUUGAAUCGUAAUGAGGAUCCGGAAACGGGUGGUGCAGUCAUGAAUGGUAUGUUAAAGUUUGGCUGGAUCAAAGGUGUUCUAGUGAGAUGUCUGCUAAAUAUUUGGGGUGUCAUGUUGUUUUUGCGUCUCAGUUGGGUAGUCGGACAAGCUGGCAUCCUGGAGGGUUUCAUUUUAAUUAUAACCACAACAGUUGUCACCAGUAUUACAGCAUUGUCAAUGUCGGCGAUUAGUACGAAUGGUGUCAUCAAGGGCGGUGGCACAUACUAUAUGAUAUCACGUUCAUUGGGUCCGGAGUUUGGAGGUUCGAUUGGUUUGAUAUUCUCACUUGCAAAUGCGGUGGCAUGUGCCAUGUAUGUGGUUGGUUUUUGUGAAUCAAUGUUAGAUUUAUUAAAUUCCUUGGGUGUCAGCAUUAUUGAUGGCGGUAUACAAGACGUGCGCAUUAUUGGCAGUGUUACAAUAUUAAUUCUGCUAGUAAUUGUUGUGGUUGGAAUGGAAUGGGAGGCCAAAGCACAAAUUGGUCUAUUGAUUAUAUUGUUAAUAGCCAUAGCUGAUUUUGUAAUUGGCAGUAUUAUUGGUCCUAAAAGUGACGAAGAGCGUGCUCAAGGUUUCCUCGGCUACAACAUGACAUUAUUAAGGGAUAACUUUUUUGCGGAUUAUCGCAUGGAAAAAGGUGUACGUCAUGAUUUCUUUUCCGUUUUUGCCAUAUUCUUUCCCGCAGCAACUGGUAUUUUAGCUGGUGCCAACAUUUCCGGUGAUUUAAAGGAUCCACAAAAAUCCAUACCAAAAGGUACUUUAUUGGCCAUUUUAAUAACAACAAUCACAUAUUUGAUUAUGGUUGUAAUAGCUGGUGGUACGGUAGCUCGUGAUGCUACUGGCGAUGUUGCUGACAUGGUUAAUGGCUCAUUUGCCUUUUUGAAUUGCACAGGAAUUCCCUGCCAUUAUGGUCUGCAGAAUUCAUUUCAAGUAAUUGAAUUAGUAUCGGGUUUCGGUCCCUUAAUCUAUGCUGGCUGUUUUGCGGCCACUUUAUCCUCAGCUCUGGCCAGUUUAGUGUCAGCACCAAAAGUUUUCCAGGCUCUGUGCAAAGAUGAGCUUUAUCCAAAAAUCGUAUGGUUUGCCAAGGGUUUUGGCAAGAAUAAUGAGCCAGUUCGUGGUUACGUUUUGACAUUUGUAAUUGCUGUAGCUUUCAUAUUAAUUGGUGAACUAAAUCUCAUUGCUCCACUUAUAUCGAAUUUCUUUUUGGCAGCUUAUAUGUUGAUCAACUUUAGUACAUUCCAUGCCAGUUUAGCCAAACCCGUCGGUUGGCGUCCAACAUUUAAAUACUACAACAUGUGGCUAAGUCUCGUGGGCUCUAUACUGUGUGUGGCUGUGAUGUUCUUGAUAUCGUGGGCAACAGCUUUGAUUACAUUUUCCGUUGUAUUGGCAUUGUACUUAAUUGUUGCCUAUCGGAAGCCAGACGUCAAUUGGGGCUCCACCACACAGGCACAGACGUACAAGAAUGCCUUGUUAUCAGUGCAACAAUUGAACAAUGUUGAGGAGCAUGUGAAAAACUAUCGUCCGCAAAUAUUAGUCUUAUCCGGUUUGCCAAACACGCGUCCCGUACUUGUUGACUUUGCCUACAUGCUCACCAAGAACUUAUCGCUGAUGGUGUGCGGUCACGUAUUGCGUGGCUCAAGUUCACAACGUUAUCGUAAUUAUUUGCAGGAACGUGCUACGUCAUGGUUCCGUCGUCAUCGUGUUAAAGGUUUCUAUUCCUUGGUGGAUGGCGAAGAUUUCGAAUUUGGCACAAGAGCCUUAAUGCAGGCUGCUGGCAUUGGCAAACUCAAGCCCAAUAUUUUAUUAAUGGGCUACAAAGCGGAUUGGCAGACAUGUGAACAUAAAGAUUUAAAUCAAUACUUUAACAUCAUGCACAAGGCAUUGGACAUGUACUUAUCCGUUGCUAUAUUACGUGUGCCAGAAGGUCUGGAUUGUUCGCAAAUUCUGGGAGAUGAAAGCUGUGCACAAAGAAACAUUUUAGAUGUGCCACGCACCCUGCAACCCAACGAAAGUUCAGCUGAUCUAAAUUCCGUGGAACGUAGCGCACAAAAUGGUUUAAGUGGCAGCAUGGAUUCACUAAGUCGCAAUGUAUCACAAGAUGCUGCUGAAAUAACAAACACUGAAAAUGAUAUUAAAUUAACAAAAGCUUCUAGUACUAGUGAUUUAUCGUUUGUGGCUGGUACCCAAACCAAGGAAGUAUCCGGUCUACCAGAUCCUGCUGAUCCCAAGGCACCACAAUUAUUGACAAAUUCAUUGCGUAAAUCUAAAAAUAAACACGAUGAUCCAGCCGCUUUAUAUAAAGGACCUGGUGGCGCUGAAUUAUCCAAGGACGUAUUAAAUCAAUUGACACAAUUUACUCGCAAACGCAGUCAUGCCGUUAUCGAUGUCUGGUGGUUGUAUGAUGACGGUGGCUUAACACUGUUGUUACCCUAUAUUAUCAGCACUAGACGUACUUGGCAAUCGUGUAAACUGAGAGUUUAUGCGCUGGCCAAUAAAAAAGCCGAACUAGAAUUUGAACAGCGUUCAAUGGCCAGUUUAUUGUCGAAAUUCCGUAUUGAUUACUCCGAUUUGCAGUUGAUACCCGAUAUAACAAAGAAGCCACAGGAAACAUCAACACAGUUCUUUAAUGAAUUAAUUAAAGAUUUCGUGGUCAAUGAGAAGGAAACCAGCACAACUGCUAAUUCAACACAGCUACAGGAAGAUGACGUUCUUAUUAGUGAAGAUGACUUGAUGGCUGUACAGGACAAAACAAAUCGUUAUUUGCGUUUACGUGAAUAUUUGCGAGAGCAAUCUACAAAAUCGGAUUUGGUGGUAAUGACUUUGCCCAUGCCUCGCAAGAAUAUUGUAACGGCACCGCUGUAUAUGGCCUGGCUGGAGAGUUUAAGUCGUGAUAUGCCACCCUUCCUAUUUGUGCGUGGCAAUCAGACUAGUGUCCUAACAUUCUACUCAUAAACAAGGCACCAUACAACGACUACUCAAACACACACACAAUAAUCAGUAGUAUCAUAAUUUUUAUCAACAGAUGACAAAAACUUGAGAAUAUCCCAAGAAUAGAUAAGACAUGGAAGGAGGCGAUAGGAAUAGAAAUGUUUAUUUCUGCCUUUCGUACUUUCGGACAACAAUUUAUUUGUACACAUGAGCAUAAAGAGACACAUAAUUUUUAUUUUUUUUAUUUUGUUUAAUAUAAAUAUGUAUUUUUUUAUUUUAUUAUUAGAAUUUUAGCAGAGUUGUAUCUUAAUAAUAAACCACAGAUACAUUCACAUAGAUACACUCUCUCACACACUUAUUAUUAUUAUUGUAAAAGUGUUUUUUAUAUUUUAUUUUUUUUUGUAUUUGUUUAUUAUUUUUAUGAUAAUGUAGAAAAAUGAAAAGUUUUACAGUGUUUUUUGUUUGGCAUUUUUAGAAACAAAUUUUACCAUUUUAUAUAAGCACUUUUUGUGCAUUUUAAAUCACAAGUAUUUUUUUUGUUUCCGUUUUUUUUUUGUAUUGAAUUCUAAGUAUUUUGUAUGUUUUGUUUUUAUGUUCAUUAUUAAUUCACUUAAUUCAUAGAACUCAAAACUAAUUAUAAAAACAAUUGCAAUAAGCCAGAAUUAAAUUUAAAAAAAAAAAUAAAAACAACAGACAUUCAGACAUUCAAUGGUCAUUAAGAGCCAUUAAUAUUUUACCAUACGACAUUUAAUGUAACAGACCAUUAUUAAAUAAUUUUAAAGUUAUUAUUAUUAUUAUUACACAAUAAACAAUAUAGAAUAUUUUACUAACUUAAUACUAUUUAAUAAUACGAAUUUGUAUUUAUUUUAAUUACUUUAAAUUAGUUCUUAUUUAAAUGAUAUUAAAAAUAUAAUAAACAAACAAACAUACAUACAACAAUAAUAAUUAUUAAAUAUAAAUAAAUAAAUAAAUAAAUAAAUAAGUAUCAAUUUAAGUAUCAAUAAAAAUGUACACAGAUACAACAACAACACACCUUAAAA
Calliphora vicina (urban bluebottle blowfly) is the source of this 5334-nucleotide messenger RNA. It is a transcript of the gene Ncc69, whose product is annotated as sodium chloride cotransporter 69. The record is from RefSeq and is a predicted model, not a curated record. Lineage: Eukaryota; Metazoa; Arthropoda; Insecta; Diptera; Calliphoridae. Gene Ontology annotation, biological process: potassium ion homeostasis; chloride ion homeostasis; sodium ion homeostasis. Gene Ontology annotation, cellular component: membrane. The coding region runs from base 755 to 4318 and encodes 1187 amino acids. The transcript is spliced from 20 exons. Gene Ontology annotation, molecular function: sodium:potassium:chloride symporter activity.